Antechinus flavipes (yellow-footed antechinus) is the source of this 3502-nucleotide messenger RNA. RefSeq names its product zinc finger protein 345-like. The transcript is spliced from 5 exons. The record is from RefSeq and is a predicted model, not a curated record. The coding region runs from base 658 to 3153 and encodes 831 amino acids. Gene Ontology annotation, biological process: regulation of DNA-templated transcription. Lineage: Eukaryota; Metazoa; Chordata; Mammalia; Dasyuromorphia; Dasyuridae.
CCGGCAGGACCCCCAGCUUGCCCACCCCUGGCUGGCGGCCGGCAGGGCCUUCCUGCUGUGGGGAUCUUUCCCUUGGAGGCUCUGGCAGCCUUGGACCGGGCUUAGUUCUUCUCCACAGGAUGCAGACUAAGCCAGUCAUUGCCCGAAGCAAUGGGACAGUCAAUGAAGGGGGACGGUCCCUAGGUCCUGCAGUUCCUAAGGAACAGGGGCUGGCCGGGGCUUCCUUUGAGAAAUGAUGAAGGGCCUUUCGCGCUCUUACGCGGCUUCCAUCUUUCCACCCAGAUAUUCCAGCCAGGUGCCCGAGCGCAGGAGUCAAUCAGCGAGCAUGUAUUGUGCCAGGCACUGUGCUAAGCGCCGGGGACACAAGCAAGAAUGAAAGGACAGAACCUGGCCGAGGGAACGAGAAGAGACGGGAAAGAGUGACCGGCGGCCCCCCGGAGGACCCCUGAAUGGGCUGCGAUCUGCCCUAGAGGAGAGACUUUCCAUUAUCCAGUUCACAUGAAGGGCACAUUUAUUUAUAACUUGCUUCCCCAAAGAUACAGGUAGGGUCGCGCAGGCCCAGGACCAGGGCAGGAGCGGGGUAGGGUCUCAGCCGGGAGGAGUUCAUUUCCAGUCCGUCCGCGCUGCAGAGACAAGAGAAGCAGUAGGAUUCAAUGCAUGUGCACGCCCUCCGAGGCCAAGGACUACCUUUCCCAGAAGGGAGGGAGUGGAGGCUACGGGCGGGUUUCCGGCAGGUCUCCAUGGCAACGGCACUUCCGCCCCUUAACUGGCAUACCCAUCCUAGUCCAGCCUGUCAGCCUCGGUUCUGUUUCGUCCGCAGCCGUCGCCAGGGCUCGAGCCUUCCGGGCUCUGCUCUGGCCCCAGAGGAGGAGGCCGGCCAUGGCGCCCGUGCUGCAGACCCCGGGGUCAGUGACCUUCAGAGACGUGGCUGUGACCUUCACCCCGGAGGAGUGGGGGCGCCUGGACCCCUCUCAGAAGGAGCUCUACCGCCAAGUGAUGCUGGAGAACUACCGGAACCUGGUCUGCCUGGGACUGGCCCUUCCCAAGCCUGAUGUGAUCAAGCAGCUGGAGAGAGGGGAAGCCCCCUGGGGGCCGGAGGGAGAUGUCCCAGGAAGCAGCUGGGCAGAUUGGGAACCUAGGUCUGAGACCAAGGAAUCACCUCCAAAACAGGGUCUUUCUGGACAAGAAUCAUCCCAGGAAAGACUCACCAAGAAUAGCCCCACCAUCUCCAGAUUGGGAGAAAACCAGUCAAUUAAUACCAGGUUAUUGAAACAGCAAAAGAAGCCUUCUAGACAAAAACCCAGCACCCAAAGGAAAAGUUCCGGUAAAGUGAGAAACCAUAAGUAUAAGAAGUUGAAUCCAGAACCAGUUCAUUUACCACAACAAAGAGAAUCAACAGGGAAGAGUCUCCAUAAACAUGAUAUACAUAGAAAGAGCCUCAAAAUAUAUGCAGAUCUAAGAAAGUGUAAUAAAAUAUGUCCAAAGAAGACAUUUUCUAAAUUUAAAGUUUGUGAGAAAUCCUUUAGUAACAAUUCGGACUGCAAGGAAAAUGAGAAAACUGGAGAGAAACCUUUUGUGUGUAAUGAAUGUGGGAAAGGCUUCGUUCAGAAGAUGUGUCUUAUUCAGCAUAAGAGAAGUCAUACUGGAGAGAGACCCUAUGAGUGUGGUCAGUGUGGGAAGGCCUUCUAUCAGCAAGGACACCUUAUUCAACAUCAGUCAAUUCAUACUGGAGAAAAACCUUUUAAAUGUAAUGAAUGCUCUAAAGUCUUUCGCUUGAGCACGGGGCUUGUGGAACAUCAGAAAAUUCACACUGGAGAGAAACCUUAUAAAUGUAAUGAAUGUGGGAAAGCCUUCCGGCACGGAUCCCAUCUCACUCAACACCAGAGAAUUCAUACCGGAGAAAAACCUUAUGAAUGUAAUGAAUGUGGUAAGACCUUCCGACAUAGUUCACACCUUACACAACACCAGAGAAUUCAUACUGGAGAUAGACCCUAUAAAUGUAGUGACUGUGGAAAGGCCUUUCGCCAUGGGUCACAGCUUACCCAACAUCAAAGAAUCCACACGGGAGAGAAACCUUAUGAAUGUAAAGUUUGUGGGAAGGCCUUCCGACAAAGUACACAACUUACUGCACAUCAGACAAUUCACACUGGAGAGAAACCUUAUGAGUGUAAUGAGUGUGGGAAGGUCUUCCGCCAGAGUAUACAGCUUACCACGCACCAGAGGAUUCACACUGGGGAAAAACCGUAUGAAUGUAAUGAAUGUGGGAAGUCCUUCCGCCUGGGCACAAGCCUUAGUGAGCAUCAGAGAAUUCACACUGGAGAGAAACCUUAUAAAUGUAAUGAGUGUGGAAAGGCCUUCCGUUUAGGCACAAGACUCAGUGAACAUCAGAGAAUUCACACUGGGGAGAAACCUUAUGAAUGUUCUGAGUGUGGAAAGGCCUUUGGCCACAGCUCCCAACUUACUCUACACCAGAGGAUUCACACUGGAGAGAAACCAUAUGAAUGUAAGGAGUGUGGCAAGUCCUUUAGGCAGAGUAUACAGCUUACCUUGCACCAGAGGAUUCAUACUGGAGAGAAACCUUAUGAGUGCAGUGAAUGCGGGAAGACCUUCCGCCAAAGCACCCAACUUACGGUACACCAGAAAAUUCAUAGUGGAGAGAAACCCUAUAAAUGUGAUGAAUGUGGGAAGACCUUCCGCCAGAACACACAGCUCACUGUACACCAGACGAUUCACAGUGGAGAAAAACCUUAUAAAUGCCUAGAAUGUGGCAAGUUCUUCCGCCUGAGCACGGGGCUCAGUGAACAUCAGAGAAUCCACACUGGAGAAAAACCUUAUAAUUGUCAUGAAUGCGGAAAGACCUUCCGCCAUAGUUCUCACCUUACUCGCCAUCAGAUGAUACACACUGGGAAAAAACCUUUUGAAUGCAGUGAAUGUGGGAAGUCCUUCCCCCAAAGUGCACAACUUACCCGACAUGAGAGAAUUCAUACUAGAGAGAAGCCCUAUAAGUGUUUUGAAUGUGAGAAGGCCUUCCGCCAAUAUUCACAGCUGGUUCGACAUAAUAAAAGUCAUGCUAGGGAUAAACCUAAUGAAUACAACAAAUGUGAGAAGGCUUCCAAAGAGCCCAGAGCUCUUAAUAGAAAUCAAAACCUGUAACCUAGAGGUUAAAUGUGAGUGUAAUGUAUGGAAGAAGUAAUAGGUGCUGGAUGGAAGAGUCAGGUUACAUAGUGGAGAGAUCCCUGGACCUGGAAUCAGGAAAAUCUGAAUUCAAAUCUGGCCUCAGAACUUUCCCAGCUAUCAUGUGAACAACUAGGCAAGUCAUUCAUCUCUCUCAGCCUCAAUUUUCUCAUCUGUAAAUGAAGAUAUUACCAACAACAACCUCUCAGUAUUGUGAUAAGGUUCAAAUGAGCUAACUCUCUGUGAAGUCCUUAACUAACCCUAAAAGCACCAUGUACAUGUCACUUAUCAGAACUACCAAUAACAAUAAUAAAUUCUUGUUGAUUAA